Saccharomycopsis crataegensis is the source of this 654-nucleotide messenger RNA. RefSeq lists its product as uncharacterized. The transcript is spliced from 2 exons. The record is from RefSeq and is a predicted model, not a curated record. NCBI's taxonomy places the organism in Eukaryota, Fungi, Ascomycota, Saccharomycetes, Ascoideales, Saccharomycopsidaceae. Gene Ontology annotation, cellular component: intracellular membrane-bounded organelle. Bases 1 to 654 code for a protein of 217 amino acids.
AUGAGAUUCAGAAAGUCUAUGAUAAUAGUAUUGGUGAUUGCUUCGAUAAUAUCGUUGUAUCUUGGACUCGCGAACAUCACCAUCAAAUUUGAUAAAUUUGUCCAUUUUUCGGUAUUCUUUUUAAUGACAUUGAUCUUCUAUUACUGCUUUGAAACCAAAAAUGCCAAUCAGUUGAGGUUGAUGACGUUUAUGGUGUGCACUCUAUGUGGGGGCAUUGGUUCGGAGUUCUUGCAAAGCAUCAUGCCAUACCGGACAUUUGACUAUAAGGAUAUUGUUAUGAACAUCAGUGGAUCGAGUUUGGGGAUCUUGGUCAGCGACUUGUAUUCUCGGUAUAUUGUUAGAAGAAGAAGAUUGAAGAGGCUCGAGAUCAUCAAGAGUAUCGGGGACGAAGGUGAAACCUUGGCUGAAAAUUACAAUCGAAGUAGUGGCACGUAUUCUGAUUUUGAUACCAGUGCGAGAAGUAGUAUGAGUGGCUAUUACGAUGGUACAGAUGCCGACGACAGUAAUACCUACAGCGAUUACUAUGCCGAUGAUUUAGAAAACCAGAUAGAAGGUACUGGCAUACAAACUAGAGGUAGGAGAGACACCACCAGCAUUGAAUUGAAGAAUAUUGCUCCGAUCUCCUUGAACGAUUUGGGAGAAGAAAUGGUGUGA